Messenger RNA from Cololabis saira (Pacific saury), 7539 nucleotides. RefSeq names its product alpha-tectorin-like. The transcript is spliced from 24 exons. The record is from RefSeq and is a predicted model, not a curated record. NCBI's taxonomy places the organism in Eukaryota, Metazoa, Chordata, Actinopteri, Beloniformes, Belonidae. Gene Ontology annotation, biological process: cell-matrix adhesion. The coding region runs from base 124 to 5817 and encodes 1897 amino acids.
GAGGAAGAGAUCUUGUAUCUCAAUGGGACAUUUUCUUGAAAAUUAAAAGCUAAAUAAAAAAACUUAAAUAAACAUCAGACGUGAACAUCAUCAGUGAACAAAAGAGGCACAUGAGGCGGUAAUAUGUUUCUUUGGUUUAAACAUUUUAAUUUCCAUCAAGAUCAAGAAAUGGAAAAUAAAAUCCCACUGCUUGUGCUGCUUUUGUCAGUGAUAGGUGGAGUGGCUGGCCAGGAUCCAGGACCUCUUUAUCCAAUAAAUGGGACUGCAAGCUCUCGAUCAGAUGAUGGAAGUUCACCAAGGAUUGACCUGGAAAGACCUUUCGUCUAUUUUGGACGAACGUACAAUGGCACUUAUGUUAAUCACAACGGACAUAUAACAUUUGACGGUCCACUGAGGACAUUUAGUCCUCAAAGGUUCCCACUACAUGGACCAAGAGACUUCAUUUCACCAUUCUGGACAGAUUUGGACAAUAGGGCAAAUGGUCAGGUAUUAUACAACCAAUAUACCAGUGGCAGUGUUCUCCAACAAGCCACACAGGACAUUAAUUCCUACUUCCCACACAUCAACUUCCAUGCCACCUGGGUCUUUGUGGCAACAUGGUAUGAGGUGGCCUACUUCCCAACUACAGGAACAAGGACAACUGUGCAAGCGGUAUUAAUCUCUGGAGGCCAGUACUCAUUUGUGUUCAUGAACUACGGGAUAAUUGCCAAUACUUCUCGUAAUGUACAGGCUGGCUAUGAUACCAUAAACUCCGAUCACCAUUUCUCUAUCCCCGGAUCAUUCUCUCAUGCUGCAACAGGCAGUAACUCUGUUUUCAGCCACACCAGCAACAUCAAUGUACCUGGUCGUUGGGCCUUUCAGGUCGACCAUGGUUCAACAGGCUGCACCUUCAUUGGGCAACCUGUGCAGCUGGGGGAUUCCUUCUGGAGUGACAGGACCUGUACACAGAAGUGCACGUGCACCUCAGCAGGCCUGCAAUGUUCCUACCAGCCCUGCUCUUUUUCCCAAAUCUGCACGGAAACGUCCUUCCAUUACUCCUGCCAGACAGUGCAGAGACGCACCUGCACCAUCAGUGGUGAUCCACAUUACUACACCUUCGAUAACUCAGUGUUUCACUUUCAGGGCACCUGCACUUACGUUCUUUCAGAGCAGUGUCACAAUUCGCUGCCCUAUUACCGAGUAGAGGGUAAGAACGAGCACCGAGGCAGCACUCGUGUUUCUUGGACGCGAUUGGUGAAAGUGUAUGUCUAUAAUGAAACCAUUGAGCUUGUCAAAGGACAUUCAGGGAGAGCUAAGGUUAAUGGAAACUUUGCAUCCACCCCCUUCUACCUCAAUAACGGCACAGUCCAGGUUUAUGAGUCCGGUUUUACUGUGACAGUCAGCACCGAUUUUGGCCUGAUGGUAUCGUAUGACACAAACCAUUAUGUCCGGAUCAGCCUGCCCUACACUUAUCAGAACGCAACAUGUGGUCUCUGUGGAGACUUCGAUGAUGACCCUGACGAUGAUUUCAGAACCCGUGAGGGAGAGGUCGUGAGCUCUGAUGUGGUUUUUGCCAACAGCUGGCAAGCAGCUGGUGAUGAUGAGCCUGGUUGUGAGGCCCAGUGUGGAGGUCUGGACUGUGCUGUCUGUACUGCAGAUGAGACAGCAUUAUACAGCAAUGGUGCCCACUGUGGUAUCCUCCGGAACAGUUCUGGACCUUUCGCUGUAUGUCACCAACUACUGCCCCCUCAAACCUAUAUGGAAAGUUGUCUUUACGAUCUGUGUGUUGGUGGAGGGUACCAGCCCAUUCUUUGUCAAGCCUUAAAUGUGUACGCAAGUCAAUGUCAACAAAAUGGUGUCCAACUACCAAACUGGAGGAGAUCUGGCUUCUGUGAAAUCCCCUGCCCAGCUAACAGCCAUUUUGAGUCCCACGCCUCGGGAUGUCCAUCCACCUGUGUCAACCCGAAUUCUGCCAACAACUGUUCUCUCCCUGAUCUAGAGAGCUGUGUCUGUAAUACAGGCUACAUCCUUAGUGGUGGCGUCUGUGUCCCUCAUUAUGAGUGUGGCUGCAGCUUUGAGGGUCGCUACUAUCGCUCUGGAGAGACUGUCAUACUAGAUGAGGACUGUGGGAGGCGUUGUAGCUGCAGUUAUGGCUCCAUGACAUGCAACUCACAUGGUUGUGGCCCACAUGAAUCAUGCCAGGUGGAGGAUGGAGAAAGAGGAUGCAGACCCAACAGCUACGCUACAUGCUGGAUCAGAGGCCCUGGGUCAUAUCAAACAUUUGAUGGAGUGACAUACCAAUAUCCUGGGGCUUGUCGACUGACCCUUGCCAAAGUUAUGGGAUUGUCUGAUCACCCACACUUUAUGGUGACUGCAGAGAAAGUCCCAAGAGGACAGCAGGGAUUUGCACAUGUUCUGAAGUUUGAGGCAGAGGGGACACAAGUCACCAUUGAGAUGGGAACCAGCAGCAGAGUUAAGGUUGAUGGUGAGCAGGUCAGACUACCCUACAGCCCUGGGUCCACUCGAAUCCGAAUCUACCAAAGCAGUGUUUUCAGUGUCAUCCUGCGUACAGCCUUUGGUGUAACUGUGCAGACAGUCUGGCCUCACCUUGUGCGUGUCACUGCACCUGCUGUCUAUAACGGCUCCCUUGGUGGACUCUGCGGAAACUACAAUGGUCACCCACAUGAUGACUUCCUUACACCCAAUGGCACUGUGGUCAACAGUUCUCAGGAGUUUGGGGACAGUUGGCGAGAUGGUUCCCUCGCUGCUCACUGUGUGGAAAGUGUGAACCGUAACUCAUCAGUCGAUUUCAAUUCCAGUGAGACCUGUGGCAUUCUCAGCUCACAUCAUGGACCCUUUACAUCUUGCUGGGCUGUGGUGGACCCACGGGAGCAGGUGGAUGUGUGUUUGGAUAUCCUCAGGGGCUCUAGAGAUCCUGCAUCGACACUAUGUGAGGUUCUCCGAGAUUACGCACUAAUGUGCCAACAGAAGGGUGUUUCCUUGGGACCGUGGAGGAAUUCAACUGGCUGUGAGCUAUCCUGUCCUUCAAACAGUCAUUAUGAACUCUUAGGGACAUCUUGUCCUUCUGCCUGCCCAAGCCUAUCCUUCCCCUUCACCUGUGACACUCUGGGUCAGGACGGGUGCCAGUGUGAUGACGGCUUUGCCCUGAAUGGAAACCAGUGUGUACGACCAACAUCUUGUGGAUGCUACCACCAAGGACGCUAUCGGCAAAGUGGGGAACAAUUCUGGGAUGGUGAACAUUGUCAGAGCUUGUGCACCUGUAAUGGUAUGACUGCUGCAGUCCAGUGUGUCCCCACGUCCUGUGGACCCCAGGAGUCGUGCCGUGUGGUGGAAGGUGAGCUUGGAUGCCAUCCCAGCCCUCAUGGCACCUGCUCUGCCUCCGGAGAUCCUCACUACGUCACUUUUGAUGGCCGGGCCUACGACUUCCAGGGAACCUGUCGCUAUGUUCUGGCAGCAGUUUGUAAUGCCACUGAUGAGGUCCAGCAUUUUUCUGUGGAAGCGAAGAAUGAAGCGUUGAACGGGUUGCCACUUUCUGUCACAGCUGAAGUCUUUGUUGAUGUGUUGGGCUACCAAGUGCUUAUGUCUAGAAACAUCCCGGGCAUGGUAGAGGUAAAUGGAAUUACAAGAAAUCUCCCUAUUCUGUUGAAUCGAAAUCUAUCUAUUUUUGCCAGUGGAUCCCAAACAUUUGUCAGCGCAGGUUUUGGUUUGAGUGUCACGUAUAAUGGAUGGAGCACAGUCUCUAUCUCUGUACCUUCAAAUUACAGGUAUCUGCUGUUCACUACACCUCACAAAGAUGGUGAGUCCUUCUGGACAGACGGUUGCUCGCAGAGAUGUGAAUGUCACGCCCCCAAUGACCUGCGCUGCUCUCCUGCAUCGUGCAGUCCUGCACAGCAGUGCACCAUCAGGGAUGGCCAGCUGGGAUGUCACGAUGCCAUGUCCACUUGCACCGUGUGGGGAGACCCUCACUACAUCACCUUCGAUGGAGCCCUGGCACAUUUCCAGGGCACAUGCUCUUACGUCAUUACUGAGAGCGUAGGCCACAGCGGCAAUGAAACACAGUUUAAGGUAGUAGCCACCAACAAUCACCGUGGCAACAACCUUGUGUCGUUUGUGUCUGCGGUGGAUAUUUACCUCUCAAACCAACCAGAGAGUGUGCAUGUGAGGCUUGGACCCAACAAGAGAGUGAAGGUAAAUGGAGGUGAGGUUUCUCUUCCUGCCGCAGCAGGAACUGGAGCUCAGGUGCUAAGGCAGGGCAGCAACAUAGUGCUGGAUGCAGUUGACUUCAUCGUCCAGUUUGACGGUCAGAGUACUUUACUGGUCAGAAUGGGCCAACACUGUCAGAACAGAGUCACCGGGAUGUGUGGGAACUUCAACAAUGAUCCUACAGAUGACAAAGUGUUACCGAACGGCACACGAGCACUAAAUGACAAUGAAUUUGGUCACGGCUGGAAGUCCUCUACAAGCCAACCAGGAUGUGGAUCCACAGAUGAAGACCCUGACGAUGUGAAUGAUUGUCCCUUUUUAGAAGAAUACUCUGAACUCUGCAGCGUCCUCACAAACACCAGUGGUCCAUUCAGUGAUUGUCACCUACACUCUGACCCACAGCCAUUUUUCACUUCCUGUGUCUAUGAUCUCUGUCUCUACUCUCAAACCAAUGGGAUGCUGUGCUCUGCUGUCUCGGCCUAUGAGAGAACUUGCGCUGUUUUGGGGUUGAACAUCCCGGACUGGCGCUCUGCUUUACAGUGUGCGGAGUCAGACCCCUGUGAAACACUGGACUGCACAGAGUAUGAGUGGUGUGGGGAAAAACAUGGUGUGUACGGCUGCUUCUGCGAUGAACACCACCACCGGCCCAACAACGAAAGCUAUGACUCGUCCAUCACUUGUGAGAGCAGUUCGGGCACCAUGUCUGUGUCUCGCUGCCAGCUGUUUGAAGAAGGCUUUCACUCCGAUGUCCUUCAUCUCCGAGACCACUCCUGCAAUGGGACGCUUCAGGACGGACGGGUUGUGUUCCACUUCGACAACGACAACCACCUGUGUGGGACGGUCCUCAGGAGCAAUGGAACCCAUUUCAUGUAUGAGAACACCAUCCAGGCCGACGUGGACCGUCAUGGAGAUGUAAUAAGUCGCCAGAGAAGCCUCCAACUGCUUUUCUGCUGUGAAUUCCCUCUGAGCCAGGCCUUGUCUAUGGAUGUGGGCAUCAGCCCUGUGGAGAGCAUACUGAGGAAGAAACUUCCAGUUGGCAAUGGUUUAUAUCAUAUUAGAAUGAUCCCCUUCCAGGACCCAAGCUUCCUUAUACCUUACAGCAGCCACGGUAACAUAGAAAUGGAGGUGGAUGAGAGGAUUUACGUGGAGGUGCGAACAGAUGGAGUAGACGGACGGCAGAUCUCCACCCUCCUAGACUCAUGCUGGGCCACGCCAGUCAACGUUGCAAACUACCCUGUCCGCUGGGAUCUCAUUAUUGCAGAGUGUCCUAAUCCAGAAGACGGUACAGUGAAGCUGUUACAGAAUGGCAUCUCCACCGUGGCCCAUUUCUCCUUCAACAUGUUCAGCUUUACUAACUAUUCAUCCAUUUACAUUCACUGUAACGUCCACUUGUGUCUUCUGAGAAACAGCAACUGCACAGCUCGCUGCAACCUGGAUCACCACAGGCGAUUUCAGAGGGAUGCAUCCCAUCAUGACUCUACAAGCAUCUCAGUGGGACCACUCAGCGCACAGACACAUCCCUAUGACUCAAGAGUCCACAGGAGCGGCGCUUCAGACCAGCUGACCUCCAUCGACGGCCAAACUUCUGGUCCAGUAAGACCGAAGAGGGAUUAAUGUUCAGACUCUUUCACCAGUCAUCUAGUUUUUGAUGCCUGAGGGCUUUUACUUUGGGUGUUUUUGUUUGACACUGUUGUGUAGCAGUGAAGUUAAAAUCCAUAUCCACUUUGCAUUUUUAUCUUUGGUUCUUUUAUGGGGAUUUUAAUCAUAAAAUGUAUGUCACAUAUAAUGAGUGUAGUAAAGUAUAAAUUGAUUUCGUUCUAAUGUAAAUCACUGUUUCAGAUACCUAAAGUCAUCAAUAUAAAAUACCAAGAAUUGAAACAUCUGAAACUAUGUUCUAAUUGCUUUCACUAGUAGCAUUUAUUGUAUGUUUUAUAAAACAUACGUCUUUGAAACAUGCAAUAAAAUGUAUUUCAAAGGACAUAUAUCUCAAAUGGGAAUUUACAAAUAAAUUGUUCUAAAGAUUAACUAUAACUGAACUAAUAACGGUGCAUGGUGGUGAUAAGGGAAAUGUUCGGAAAACCAUAUAUGACAUGUUCCAUGUAAUCUUUGUAUAUUCAAAUAAAUGUAUAGAUUCAUGCACUCACUGUGUGCAGAAUCGUGAGGAGGGGGGUCUCCUGGUCUUAGUGAGGACUCUGGUCUCCUGGUCUUAGUGAGGACUCUGGUCUCCUGGUCUUAGUGAGGACUCUGGUCUCCUGGUCUUAGUGAGGACUCUGGUCUCCUGGUCUCAGUGAGGACUCUGGUCUCCUGGUCUUAGUGAGGACUCUGGUCUCCUGGUCUCAGUGAGGACUCUGGUCUCCUGGUCUUAGUGAGGACUCAGGUCUCCUGGUCUCAGUGAGGACUCAGGUCUCCUGGUCUUAGUGAGGACUCUGGUCUCCUGGUCUCAGUGAGGACUCUGGUCUCCUGGUCUUAGUGAGGACUCUGGUCCCUGGUCUCAGUGAGGACUCUGGUCUCCUGGUCUUAGUGAGGACUCUGGUCCCUGGUCUCAGUGAGGACUCUGGUCUCCUGGUCUUAGUGAGGACUCUGGUCUCCUGGUGUCAGUGAGGACUCUGGUCUCCUGGUCUUAGUGAGGACUCUGGUCUCCUGGUGUCAGUGAGGACUCUGGUCUCCUGGUCUUAGUGAGGACUCUGGUCUCCUGGUCUUAGUGAGGACUCUGGUCUCCUGGUCUUAGUGAGGACUCUGGUCUCCUGGUGUCAGUGAGGACUCUGGUCUCCUGGUCUUAGUGAGGACUCUGGUCUCCUGGUCUUAGUGAGGACUCUGGUCUCCUGGUCUUAGUGAGGACUCGGGUCUCCUGGUCUUAGUGAGGACUCGGGUCUCCUGGUGUCAGUGAGGACUCUGGUCCCUGGGCAGCAGGUUCAGGACUAACUGCAGCUGGUGAUGGAGGUUCUAGGGAGACCCGUGAGACCAGCGUUACAGUAGUCCAGUCUACUGAAGAUAAAGUCCUGCUGAGUCCUUUAAUCCUCCACAUGUUCUUCAGGUGAUAACAGACUUCACUACUGCCUUGGUGUGGCUGCUAAAGUUCAGGAAGUCCAGAAUAAUUAAACUACAGCAACCCCACUCAGAGAAAUUGUCUGUGAGUGCUGGGAAUCAGUAAAGUCUCUGGAUCUCUGGAAAGCGUCUAGAGACAACAUCUGUUGUAUUAGACGCUAUAUAAAUAAAAUUGAAUUGAAAGUAAUAAAUAAUUUGUUUAGAUUACACCACCAUGAUACCAGUCAUCUCCACGCCUUCCUGUUUACUGUUUUGCUAUUUCAUUUGAAAAUAAAAGUACUCUUACUUUAA